Molecule: messenger RNA, 432 nt
Organism: Besnoitia besnoiti
Lineage: Eukaryota; Apicomplexa; Conoidasida; Eucoccidiorida; Sarcocystidae
Product: putative PfMNL-2 CISD1 family iron-sulfur protein
Exons: 5
Coding region: 1-432 (143 amino acids)
Cellular component (GO): intracellular membrane-bounded organelle
Molecular function (GO): 2 iron, 2 sulfur cluster binding
Source: RefSeq, a predicted model, not a curated record
AUGGGUUCCCAGGCGUCGAAGGGAUCUCGUCCUGUUGCGGACGUCCUCAGAAAAGCUGGUGAUUUUCUCAACACCAAGAAUCUUCCCGCAGUCCACACUGAGAUUGUCGUCCCGCCGCCCAAGAAGGGAAAGAAAUUCGCUGUCUGCCGAUGCUGGAAAUCCUCGAAGUUUCCGCUGUGCGACAACAUUCACCAGAAGCUCCAGAAGCAAGGCAUCAACGUCGGCCCUGCGAUGCUGGAAAUCCGCCCCGCGCCUCCGCUCGAGUCCGUGCGCGCGCCUCGCGUUGCGCAGAGCGGCGGUUCGCCCUCUUCAGAGCCUGUCCUGAGGGAUGCUGGAGCCCCAGCCGCCGACCGCACGGGCGCCGCGGCUCUCGCCGGAGGGGUCGCAGCUUCUCUUCUUGCGGGAGGCGCUCACUUUGCCGGCUUCAUCUGA